Molecule: messenger RNA, 585 nt
Organism: Trichomonas vaginalis G3
Lineage: Eukaryota; Parabasalia; Trichomonadida; Trichomonadidae
Product: Poxvirus D5 protein-like family
Exons: 1
Coding region: 1-585 (194 amino acids)
Source: RefSeq, a predicted model, not a curated record
AUGAAACUUAUAGUUUGCAAUGAACUUCAAAGUAUAGAUACAACAAAAGUUUUGAACUCAGAUGCUUUGAAGAGUCUUAUAACAGACAAAGUUGGAGUUGUUGAAAGAAAAUAUAAAGACCAAAGAGUUUGUGAAAAUGUUGCAAACUUCAUUAUGGUUUCAAACAAUGCUGUUCCGAUGAAGUUAGAAAGUUCUGACAGAAGAUAUGUAGUUGUCAGAACGUCAGAUUCUCAUAUGCAAGAUACAGAAUAUUUUGACGACUUAGCAGAAACUUUGACAUCUGACUUUUACAACCACUUGUUCUCAUAUUUUAUGACAUUAGAUAUUUCAAAGUUCAAUCCAAGACAAAUUCCACAUACCGAAGAGAGACAAACAUUGUUAGAAGCAAACAAGAGUGUAUAUGAACUGUUCAUAGAUGAAACUGACUUUGAGUGUUUAGAUGAAAGGUCAUUGUACGAUUCGUAUAAACAAUAUUGUCAAGAAUAUGGUUAUAUGACAGCGUCUAAACGAACAUUCUUGGCAAAUGUCAAAAGUCUUUUAGAUGUUCAGAAUGGUGUAUAUACAAAGAAAAAUUUUUCUGAGUAA